CAGCCUGCUCCCGGCGACUGCCUCCCUCUCCGGCACAGGCUCCCGUCCGGCCCGAGAAUGGCGGCCCCUCGCUGGCACUCGCCCUGGACGGUGCUGGUCCUGCUGGCCCUCCUGGCCGUCCUGCCCACUCCCGCCCAGAGCAGUGUGCCCCUGCAGCCCAACUUCAAACAGCAGAAGUUCCUGGGGACCUGGUUCACUGUGGGCCUGGCCUCCAACUCCACCUGGUUCCUGGAGAAGAAGGAGAAGAUGACCAUGUGCAAGUCAAUCGUGGUGGAGACCGAGGACAACGCCCUCAACAUGACCAUCACCUACUUCAGGAGGACGCAGUGCCACACGUGGAGCUUUCUGCUGCAGCGAGACGGGCCUCCGGGUCGCUACCGACACACCAGCCCCCGCUGGAGCGGCACCCGGGAGGUGUCUGUGGUGGAGACGGACUACGAGCGCUACGCCCUGCUCUACACCCAGGGCUCCGGCAGCGAGGGCAGGGACUUCCUCAUGGCCACCCUCUACACUCGCGCAGAGAGCCCGGCCUCGGAGGCGCUGAGGAAGAAGUUCACCGCUUUCACCAGGGCCCAGGGGCUGACAGACCAGUCCAUUGUGUUCCUGCUCAAGGCCGAUCAAUGCAUCAAUGACCAUCGAUAGCCAGGAGACCCAGCCUCGGGACCGGCCGUCUUGCCUCUGCCAGCACCCUGAGCUCCAGCGACUCCGGCCACGCAGCCUCUGCCCCAGCUUCACCCCGCUCUCUGCACCCCAAUAAAGUCCGGAAGCAAUCAG
Sorex araneus (European shrew) is the source of this 774-nucleotide messenger RNA. It is a transcript of the gene PTGDS, whose product is annotated as prostaglandin D2 synthase. The coding region runs from base 58 to 642 and encodes 194 amino acids. The transcript is spliced from 7 exons. Lineage: Eukaryota; Metazoa; Chordata; Mammalia; Eulipotyphla; Soricidae. The record is from RefSeq and is a predicted model, not a curated record. Gene Ontology annotation, molecular function: small molecule binding.